AUUUUCAAUUGCGCAUGCGCAUUGAUUUAUUUUGCGGGAAAUUUGCGAUUGUGUGAUUUUGGUUGAUUUUCUUUUUAGUUGUGAACAUUUAGCUAGACAUGGGUGCUACAAACGGAGAUGAUGUUAAGCCCAGGGUUAAUGCUUCGAUGUUACCAAAUCAUCAAGGGAGAACUGUUUGUAUCAUCGGCGUCGCACAUGAAAUAAGUGGCUCGUCAUUUAAACUAAAGACUAGUGAUGACCAAGUGAUAAUGAUUGAUGUGGGCCAGCCAAUACAAGACUACAUAGAUGGGCUAGUAGAGGUUCAGGGGAUGGUUACAGAGACGAACAGCAUCAACUGCGAAAAUUAUGUCAUUUUUUCUCCAGAGGCAACUUCAUCCUUCAACAUGAACCUUUACAACAAAGCUGUUGAGCUGACCCAAACACUGGCAGACCAUUAUGUGACAGGAGUACCACAGCAACAGUCUUGAUGAUGCACUUCAAAUUGACUCUCAUUUACACUCUAGAUACAUUUUAAUUCAUCAAAGUGCUGUAUAUAUAGAUGAAAGAUAUGCAUUGCCAAUAGGUACUUUCUUUCUAGAUCUCCAAAUGCCCAAGUGCAUAUAUCAGCUUCGUUAUUCUGUAAAGAAUACAGGUUUUGUAAAUACAUGUAGAUCUGAUUAGUUUUUUAGCAUUCUGGAUAAAUGUAUAUGAACAGUAAAGUCGUUCUUGUUUGCUAGAAUGUUUUAAUAAUGCAUUGAUUUUAAUAAUACUUUUUAUGCAAAUAUCAAUUUACCAUCAAUUCUCAAGUGGCAUAAGUAUGUUUUUGCGAUGUUGGAUAAAAAAUGUAUACAGUAAGAUCUAUUGACAAAGUGGCAACUCAUAUCAGAUCCCCCUCCAUAAGAAACAUUGUUAUAAUCUCCAACUUUUUUGUGGC
This is a messenger RNA of Owenia fusiformis, 913 nucleotides long. Lineage: Eukaryota; Metazoa; Annelida; Polychaeta; Sabellida; Oweniidae. The record is from the annotation of a GenBank genome assembly.